Messenger RNA from Micropterus dolomieu (smallmouth bass), 3051 nucleotides. Its product is annotated as scavenger receptor cysteine-rich type 1 protein M130-like. The coding region runs from base 46 to 3051 and encodes 1001 amino acids. NCBI's taxonomy places the organism in Eukaryota, Metazoa, Chordata, Actinopteri, Centrarchiformes, Centrarchidae. The record is from RefSeq and is a predicted model, not a curated record. The transcript has 13 exons. Gene Ontology annotation, cellular component: membrane.
CUCCACCUCUUCCUGUCCACAGAUAUACACUGAGGACAGCACACGAUGAUCAGAGCAGAGAGCAGGCGGACGGCCAGAGAGACGGUCUACCUGGACAUGGAUCACCUGGUGCUGCUGCUGCUGCUGUGGAGCUCAGGACUCCAGGCUGAAGGCAAUCACACCUCAACAGAGCCUGAUGAUGUCAGGUUGGUGGGAGGAGCCAGUCGCUGUGCAGGAACACUGGAGGUGAAACAGGGAGACUGGAGACCAGUAAGUGACUCUGGCUGGAGCCUGAAGACAGCAGCUGUUGUCUGUAGACAGCUGGACUGUGGCUCUGCUGUUUCUGUAGGAGAGAGAAAGGAGUCCUCAUACAGACCUGUGUGGAGGAUCUGGUCUGUCUGUGUUCAGUCUGGAUCUACUCUGAGGGAGUGUGUAACAUCAGAUUACUCUUCCUCCAUCUUGGAUCUCACCUGUUCAGACUCUGUCAGGCUGCUGGACGGGACUAGUCUGUGCUCAGGCAGACUGGAGGUGAAGUCUAACCAGUCUAACCAGAGGUGGUCCUCAGUGUGUGAAGCUGACUUUGACCAGCAGGAUGCAGAGGUGGUCUGUAGGGAGCUUGGCUGUGGGGCUCCUUCAGUCCUCCAGGGGGCGCUCUAUGGAGAAGUGGAGGCUCCGAUGUGGACCAAAGAGUUCCAGUGUGGAGGCCAUGAGUCUGCUCUCCUGGACUGUAGAAGCUCAGGCUCAGCUAGAAACACCUGCUCACCUGGAAAAGCUGUUGGACUCACCUGCUCAGAGCCUGUCAGGUUGGUGGGAGGAGCCAGUCGCUGUGCAGGAACACUGGAGUUGAAACAGGGAGACUGGAGACCAGUGAUGGACUCUGACUGGACCCUGAAGAAAGCAGCUGUUGUCUGUAGACAGCUGGACUGUGGCUCUGCUGUUUCUGUAGGACAGAGAGAGGAGUCAUCAGACAGACCUGUGUGGAGGAUCAGGUCUGACUGUGUUCAGUCUGGAUCUUCUCUGAAGGAGUGUGCAGAAUUAUACUCCUCUUCCACCAUACUGGAUCUCACCUGUUCAGACUCUGUCAGGCUGGUGAACGGGACUAGACUGUGCUCAGGCAGACUGGAGGUGAAGUCUAACCAGAGGUGGUCCUCAGUGUGUGAAGCUGACUUUGACCAGCAGGAUGCAGAGGUGGUCUGUAGGGAGCUUGGCUGUGGGGCUCCUUCAGUCCUCCAGAGGGCGCUCUAUGGAGAAGUGGAGGCUCCGAUGUGGACCAAAGAGUUCCAGUGUGGAGGCCAUGAGUCUGCUCUCCUGGACUGUAGAAGCUCAGGCUCAGCUAGAAACACCUGCUCACCUGGAAAAGCUGUUGGACUCACCUGCUCAGAGCCUGAUGAUGUCAGGUUGGUGGGAGGAGCCAGUCGCUGUGCAGGAAUACUGGAGGUGAAACAGGGAGACUGGAGACCAGUGAGUGACUCUGGCUGGAGCCUGAAGACAGCAGCUGUUGCCUGUAGAGAGCUGGACUGUGGCUCUGCUGUUUCUGUAAGAUGGAGAAAGGAGUCCUCAUACAGAACUGUGUGGUGGAUCAGGUCUGAAUGUGUUCAGUCUGGAUCUAUGAGGGAGUGUGUUGCAUCAACUUUCUCUUCCACCAUACUGGAUCUCACCUGCUCAGACUCUGUCAGGCUGCUGGACGGGACUAGUCUGUGCUCAGGCAGACUGGAGGUGAAGUCUAACCAGUCUAACCAGAGGUGGUCCUCAGUGUGUGAAGCUGACUUUGACCAGCAGGAUGCAGAUGUGGUCUGUAGGGAGCUUGGCUGUGGGGCUCCUUCAGUCCUCCAGGGGGCGCUCUAUGGAGAAGUGGAGGCUCCGAUGUGGACCAAAGAGUUCCAGUGUGGAGGCCAUGAGUCUGCUCUCCUGGACUGUAGAAGCUCAGGCUCAGCUAGAAACACCUGCUCACCUGGAAAAGCUGUUGGACUCACCUGCUCAGAGCCUGAUGAUGUCAGGUUGGUGGGAGGAGCCAGUCGCUGUGCAGGAACACUGGAGGUGAAACAAGGAGACUGGAGACCAGUGAGUGGCCUUUUCGAUAGAUGGACCCUGAAGACAGCAGCUGUUGUCUGUAGACAGCUGGACUGUGGCUCUGCUGUUUCUGUAGGAGAGAGAGCGGAGUCCUCAUACAGAGCUGUGUGGUGGAUCAGGUCUGACUGUGUUCAGUCUGGAUCUGCUCUGAGGGAGUGUGCAGAAUUAUAUUCCUCUUCCACCAUACUGGAUCUCACCUGCUCAGACUCUGUCAGGCUGGUGGACGGGACUAGUCUGUGCUCAGGCAGACUGGAGGUGAAGUCUAACCAGUCUAACCAGAGGUGGUCCUCGGUGUGUGAAGCUGACUUUGACCAGCAGGAUGUAGAGGUGGUCUGUAGGGAGCUUGGCUGUGGGGCUCCUUCAGUCCUCCAGGGGGCGCUCUAUGGAGAAGUGGAGGCUCCGAUGUGGACCAAAGAGUUCCAGUGUGGAGGCCAUGAGUCUGCUCUCCUGGACUGUAGAAGCUCAAGCUCAGCUAGAAACACCUGCUCACCUGGAAAAGCUGUUGGACUCACCUGCUCAGAGCCUGUCAGGUUGGUGGGAGGGGCCAGUCGCUGUGCAGGAACACUGGAGGUGAAACAUCAGGGAGACUGGAGACCAGUGAGUGGCCUUUUCGAUAGAUGGACCCUGAAGACAGCAGCUGUUGCCUGUAGACAGCUGGACUGUGGCUCUGCUGUUUCUGUAGGAGAGAGAGCGGAGUCCUCAUACAGAGCUGUGUGGUGGAUCAGGUCUGACUGUGUUCAGUCUGGAUCUGCUCUGAGGGAGUGUGCAGAAUUAUAUUUCUCUUCCACCAUACUGGAUCUCACCUGCUCAGAUCCAACAGUUCCUCUCAUCAUAUUGGUCGUCCUGCCGCUGACUCUGCUGCUGCUGCUGGUGUUGGUGACUGCUGCCCUUUAUUUCUACUAUAAGGCCAGAAGGAGGCAGGAAGACUUUGAGCUGGGUUAUCAUACCCUGUUUUUUUCUGCAGCUGAAGGAGGGCCGACUGAAGAAGAAGGAGCAGAGUAG